AUGGCUACCCAUCUCUACCAACAGGCCGGCGACGACCUCGAUGCCCUCUUCGACGAUGCGGCAGAGACCGAACUGAGAUCUUCGGCCGAGACACCGCUCGACCAGAAUCUCGGUCUGCCUGCGGAAGCCAACGAUGAAUUGAAUGCGCUGCUGAACGAAGCAGGUGGCGGCGAGGGCUUGAACUGGGAUGAAUUGAAUUCAAGAGAACUCGAAGCAGGCGAGAAGGCAGAGGACGCGGUUGACUACGAGGACAUUGGUGAUGACGAGUCUCUACCAGAAGAAGAGCCAACGCAGGCACCCCAGGAAACUCGGGACGUUCAGGACGCGCGGACCGAGUCUCCGAGUGUUCUGCUGCCUGGCAUCGAAGACAGCGCCCUGGAUGACUUUGAUGAUGAUGACUUGUUUGGCCCCUCUAGUCCGAUCUUGACGGCUCACGAACCCCAGCCUGCUGUUGCGUCUAAGAAGCCGCUCGACAAGCCGACACGAGAUGCCGAUCAGGAGUCAGACCUUGCCUCCGAGCACGGCGAUGACGCACAUCAAGACAUAUCGAUGUUGCAGCCGGAACUGGACGAGGUUGAAGAUGCGGAAUACCGGACGCAACUGGCUUUAUUUGCUCAGUCCGGCAGGGGUCUCAUGCCUACCACGGAGCAGGAGAAUAUCGAACAGUGGUUGAAACUCGAGUUCCCCAGCUUCAAGCGAGAUGAAACACCCUUCUUCAACAAGCUCUUCCCUCCCAGGCCGCAUAAAUGGCCCGCAAAGACUCCUCCGAAGCCCCCCAAGCCGGUCCGUCCUACCAAGGUAACUCUAGACCUCGAACAAGAACAGAAGACAUCCUUCAACUCAGCAGCUGGUGUAGCAGCACCGGGUACUGCCGCGGACAUCGUCAGCACAGAAGAGCCCACGGUGGUGAAUGAAGUGGCAGAAUCAGUGGAUGAGUCUGAUCUGGACGAACCCCUUCCUGGCAAUCUUACAUUGAGCGAUUUGGAAUUCAUGUGUGCCGAUUUCGAUACGUUGUCGUCUGCCGCCCACUCGGAAGAUGAUGUUGUCGAAGUCCAUCCUCGCGUGGUCGACAGUGACGAUGACAUGUUUGGCUUUGACGAUUUUGAGCAACCUCGCAAGAAGCGUCGUCUCGACCUUGAUCCCCACAAUAUCGUCACAAUACGUCAGAUCGAUCUCCCUUCGUUCGACAAUCCCGAGGACAAAACGGCCAAUUUGGCCCAAAAGGUGGUUCUGGACCUCAAUGACUCUGGCCUGCUAGUUGAAGAGGUCGAUCCCGAGGCUGUCAAAGCCAAAGCGCGAGUGGGAGAAAAGUCGACGACGACGGUCAAAACAGUCAAGGAUCGUCUGCAGCAACGUUUCAAGACGUCGAACGAUGCGGAAUACGAGCUUCUGAAACAGAAUCAUCAGCAUAAAGUUCGUGGUCAGCUCACCCACUUGAACAUCGAACACUCGGUUCCAGCCAUCCGUCUCCAAUACCCGUACUAUCAAGUCCGACUCUCACUACAGGAACUCCGGAACUUCCACCGCAAGAAAAUGCAUUUCAAGUAUCCCAUCGCCUUUUCCAAGACAGGCAUAAGGAAGAGAAAGCACGUGAGAGGCCGCAAGAUCGACGAACUAUUCAAGGAGACCAAACACCUUUCUCUGGCUGACAAUUCAUCGAUGAUGCUUCUGGAGUAUUCGGAAGAACACCCUUUGAUGUUGUCCCAAACUGGAAUGGGCAACAAGGUCGUCAACUAUUACCGGAGGCGCACCAAGGAUGACACGUCGAGGCCGAAGAGCGACAUCGGCGAGACUUCUGUACUGUUGCCUGAAGAUAAAUCACCCUUCUACAUCUUUGGACAAAUCGAUCCUGGCGAGACCAUCACAGCGCUUUACAAUUCCAUGUAUCGGGCGCCAAUCUUUCCGCAAGAGCCGAAGCCCACGGACUUCUUGGUCAUUCGGGAGACCACAGCUGCGUCAGGACCGGUUCAUUACUUGCGCAACCUCGAGAAUGUCUAUGUGGUUGGGCAAGAGCUGCCCUCCACCACUGUACCAGGAACCCAUUCUCGCAUGGUGACCACCGCCGCCAAAAAUCGGCUGAAGGCCAUCUCUUUCCGGAUUGCCCGCAAGAAGAAAAGCCACCGCAUCAAGGUGGAGGAUGUCACCAAACACUUUCCCGAUACCACCGACAUGCAAAACAGACAGAAGAUGAAAGAAUUCAUGGUGUUCAACAAAGAGCAUAAGGAAUGGGAGAUGAAGCCCGGCGAAUCUGUCCCCGAGGAAGAUGUGAUCCGCAACCUGAUCCGGCCAGAAGAUAUUUGCCUGCUCGAGUCCAUGCAAGUCGGAGCGCAGUACUUGCAAGAUGCUGGCUAUGCGGACAAUGACGACGACGAUGACAAAGAAAAGGAAAACGACAACGAUAGCAUCGAGCAGCAACUGGCCCCGUGGCGCACAACGAAGAACUUCCUUCAGGCCACUCAAGGCAAAGCCAUGCUCAAAUUGUACGGCGAGGGUGAUCCCUCUGGCCGAGGGGAAGCAUUCUCCUUCAUCAAGACAAGCAUGAAAGGGGGUUUCAGACCGAUUGGUGGUUCUGCUCAAGACGCAAUUACUCUGAAGAGAGAACUGGGUGGCCACAGCUACAACGUUGCUCGACAGCAGAAGUCCUACGAGGAAUCCAUCCGCAAUAUCUGGGACAGGCAAAAGGCGAGUCUUGGAUCCAAGAUUGAACCGUCAGAUCUGGACAUGGAUGGCGACGUGGAUGCUCAAGAGGACAACCAUGCGGCCCGCUCCAAUGUACGAGCCACGCCAAUGUCAGGCGCCCACACCCCAGCGACGUCGCGACGCAUGGAUGAUGAGACGGCAACCUCCUUCAGCCGACGCAGUGUCAACAGCCAGAGCCAGAAGGCCCUGAAAAUUCUUCGGACCGUCGUCAGAGACGGUGACGAGUUUGUUGAAGAGCAUAUCGAAACUGAUCCGGCGGUCAUCAAACAGUACAUGAGAAUCAAGGAAAUGGAGGAGGCCCAAUCGUUCAGUAUCGAGGAAGAACUUGCCAAACUCGAGAAGAACUACGCUCGCCGAAAACAUCGACCCAAGAAGGGUGCCGCCGCCGCCGCAACAUCCCCUGGCGGAACCGCCAUGUCUCCCGACGCCGAUGGAGGCGGUGGUGGUGGUGGUGGUGGGAAAAACACACAGCCGACCCAGCGGAAGUGUGCCAACUGUGGUCAGGUUGGCCACAUCAAGACCAAUAAAAAGUCCGUUAAGUGCAACAACUGCAAUCUUUCCUUCACACACCAGGUUGGGUCUAUGCUUGCACAAGCGCCGUCCUUUGACGACUAG
This is a messenger RNA of Capronia coronata CBS 617.96, 3315 nucleotides long. RefSeq lists its product as uncharacterized. The transcript has 2 exons. Bases 1 to 3315 code for a protein of 1104 amino acids. Lineage: Eukaryota; Fungi; Ascomycota; Eurotiomycetes; Chaetothyriales; Herpotrichiellaceae. Gene Ontology annotation, molecular function: TBP-class protein binding; histone acetyltransferase activity; RNA polymerase II general transcription initiation factor activity. Gene Ontology annotation, cellular component: transcription factor TFIID complex. The record is from RefSeq and is a predicted model, not a curated record. Gene Ontology annotation, biological process: transcription by RNA polymerase II; RNA polymerase II preinitiation complex assembly.